UGGGCCAUGACCGUUUUUCAAUGAGUUCGUUGUACUUGUAGACUUGAGAGUCUCAAAUCAAAACUGACUUGGAAUGGCAUUGUAGUAGCAUGUAAACGAAGUUUUAGUUUACAGUGCGAGUGGGUUUGGCUUUACUGUCACGUCUUGGUCCUUAGUGCGACGUACACUGGCCCAUGAAACAGUAUGUUCUUCAACGACUCGGGAAAGCCCAUUCUCCAAGCCAUUUUAGACCGAAUCUUGCAGCAACAACUUGAAAAGCAAUGGGAAAAGGAUGCUGUUGUGACUAAAGAGGCUCUUCUGCCCAACGAUGUCGUGGUGUCCAUUAUCCAACAAGCCACAAGCAUCUUGCGGAACGAAGCAAACGUUGUGAAAGUCGAUGCUCCUGUGAAUAUUGUUGGAGAUAUUCAUGGCCAGUUUAUGGAUUUAUUGUACUUGUUUGAACUUUGUGGACCCUUGACACAAACUAGUGAGACUGACAGUUGCAGUCCUGAGACUAGUAUUAGAUGUGCAGGUUCCCCAGUAUCCCCUCGCAGUCCGAAGCCAGAAAGUAGUGAUGACAACCUCACACCGAGCACAACGCCCACAACUGCCAGUCGUACUUUUAGUCGUACUAAAGGCCCAGUAAGCCCCCUGGCACCAUUAUCUCCUGCAUCUAGAAAGUCUGGAAAGCCACACAUCCUGAGAAAGCGCUCAGAGGAACACCUGGACUUCACGUAUGGGCGGAGAAGGAGCGUGUGGGCAACUUCAGACGAAGUGAAGAAGUGUCUGACAUCCAAGGAUGAGAAGGAGAGCACUAAUGGAAGUCGCAGCGGUGGCGACACGACGCCAUCAUCAACAGAAACCUCCCCCCCAGACAGCACCAGUAGCUCUGAAUCAUUCAACUCGUCGCCGCUCAUGAUGCCGGAGAGUUGCCCAGCCAUCCCGGAAGAGAUGCCCGUCUACUUAUUCAUGGGUGAUUACGUUGAUCGUGGCAACUUUGGCUGCGAGUGUAUGAUCUACUUGCUGUCUCUGAAGGUGGUUUUCCCAGAUAACAUCUUCCUGCUGCGUGGUAACCAUGAAACCCGCUGCAUGACCAAGCGUCACUUCGACGAUGGGACCAACUUUGAAGCAGAGUGUGUAGCCAAGUAUGGCCAGCAGAUGUUCGAGCUCUUCAUGUCCUGCUUUGACUGCUUGCCGCUGACGGGGCUCGUAGAAACGGGCGAGAAGCCGUUCUUAGCAAUGCAUGGCGGUAUUAGCAAGAAGAUCAAGACCUUGGACGACGUGAUGGCCAUCGAUCGCUUCUGCGAGCCGCCGCUAAAAGGCGCCAUGUGCGACCUGCUCUGGUCGGAUCCCAUCAACGAGAAGAUUGCUGAACGGUUCAACGAUAGCGAUUAUCAGGAGUUCCUUGAGUUUGACUACCUGCCUAAUCCUGUGCGCGGCUGCUCAUCCUACUACUGCUAUGGUGCCGUGCAAGAGUUUCUCAACGCCAACAACUUUGCCGGCAUCUUCCGUGCGCACGAGUGCAAGGAGGAAGGGAUCAGCUUUACGUUUGCCAAGACACGGAGUGAGUCGUUUGAGUUCCCGCUGGUGACGACCGUCUUCUCUGCUCCUAACUACUGCGGCACGUACCACAACCGCGGCGCCGUUGUGCGAGUGACUCGCAGCGACAUCGGUAUCUUACGCUUCAGUGCUGCCAGUGCUAACCCUCUGCAGCCAGCUGGCGAUCGUGGGGAGAGCACCACAGGCGGAGUGUCCGUGCUCAGUUUCAAUGACAUCAGCAUAUCGGAGAGCAACAGCGAGAAGUUUGAGAAGGCCGUCAAGAAAGACCUGAGUAGUGAGCUACAUCCUGGCUGGCAGAGUUUGCGUAAGGUCACGCGCAUCGUCACGCUGCUCAGCAAGUACAGACGUGCUGCAUCCAUGUCCGGCACGGCACUACUGGACUUUGCUGCAGCCGCGGCUGCCACAUCCGCCGCCUCGCGUGCCACUGAACAGCAGCGAGCUAGCACUAGCUCUGCGCAGGGUAGAGGGCUACGGCGCACGGCUACGUUCUCCGACAGCAGUAUAGACAGUAGUAAUGGCAGUGUUGCAGCUGCUGCUGCUGCUGCCGCCAAUCGUCCUGUCACACAGCAGGCCAAGGCAGCAGUGUUUCGAGCACAGCGGCGUGCCACAGUCGGAGAAGAUCAUGCCGCCCACGCCAGCGCAAACGCACACCAAUCUCCGCUAAGUCACCGCGAGGCAGGCCUGGCACUUUUCGGCCGUAAGUUCAUGUCGGUGGUGGACCCAAGUGCUGCCACUAUCGCUAAUGCUGCUGCUGCCUCUGAAGAGCAAGCUCAGCUGCAAUCAUGCAUAAGUGAGGAAGGAGACGGUGAGCAGACAGAAGAAGCAGAGGAGAUGAUGCUUCGCUCGCCAUCCACAAAGUCUGUCAUCUCCAGCCAAGUGAGCGAAGAGGAUAACGAACAGCUGCGCAUUCUCUUUGACGCCAUCGACCAAGAUGGCAAUGGGUCCAUUUCACCGUCUGAACUGGAGCAGUUUGGCAUGGAACUUGGCUGUGAGGCUCACGUCAUUGCACAUGUCCGUGAUCUGAUGGACCAGAAUCACGACGGCGUCAUAUCGUACGACGAGUUUGUGGAAUACGCCGGUGAGCUGCUGUACAAUGCAGACCAGCCACCUGCUUGAUGUCAGCCGUCCAUCAGCUCUCACAGUACUAUACGCUUGCUGCCGUACUUCCAUGCGGCCUAGCUGUAUGCUACUGUCGUUGUCGUCAUCGUCCUUGUGUAGACGGCUGUGCUGGACAUGGCAGUGGUCGUCGUCCUUGUGUAGGCGGCUGUGCUGGACAUGGCAGUGGUCGUCGUCCUUGUGUAGACGGCUGUGCUGGACAUGGCAGUGGUCGUCGUCCUUGUGUAGACGGCUGUGCUGGACACGCAACGCCGACUUGUCAUUUCUCAACUACUACUACCUAGCUACGUACUGUGCAGUGCUGGCUGUGUGCGACGUCAACUCUUCUUGUACACACACACACCAGUAGUGGUGGUGGUAGUGGCACCUUGUACCAGCCCUAUGUACAUGACAUAUGCUACAUCAAGAGAGCUUGCCUGGCCACCAGCCUGUGUCGCGACCUUCACAUCUCUCUUCACCAUCAUGCUACUGCAGCCAGACUUGACUCAGUUGUAUUAAAAAAGUAUUUGCACCCAGACAAACUGACCUAUACCCAACUUCAGUGUCCAUUAUUAGCAGUGGUCACUCACACGAGUACUACGCUAGACCCAUUUUUUUUAUAGCGCUUAGUUUCUCAUUGUGUUCUUCUACGUUAUUUUUUACCGACAUAUUUCUAUUCUCUGGAGAUGACCUGAUGUGUUCACUGUUGCUAGUCACCCUUUCUUCUUUCCUCCUUUUCCUCUCUUGUUCCACCUUUUCCUCCCUUGUUCCACCUUUUCUUUCGCUCUUUUCGUUAGGCAAAGAAUGUCAGCACUGUACGAUGUUGACUAUGUAUGUUGCACAGGUAUGCAGGACAUGCGGGCGAAGAGAAAAGCUAUGCAGGAUGUCGUAACAAAUACCUGUGUUCGUGUUUCUCCCCCGUGUUUUCUACCUCGGUAGUACAUGUAGUGUGUACUACACGUACUAAUAUAUAUGUUAUUGUAGUACCCUGUUUAGCCCGGCCGUGCCCGGUCAGAACGACAUUGGUGUGUGCCUUCAAGCCUUGUUGUCAUGAUGCACUACAAGGUGUUGUAAUUUC
Messenger RNA from Sycon ciliatum, 3712 nucleotides. Its product is annotated as protein phosphatase 3 catalytic subunit alpha-like. The transcript has a single exon. Gene Ontology annotation, cellular component: cytoplasm; calcineurin complex. Gene Ontology annotation, biological process: calcineurin-mediated signaling. The coding region runs from base 184 to 2655 and encodes 823 amino acids. NCBI's taxonomy places the organism in Eukaryota, Metazoa, Porifera, Calcarea, Leucosolenida, Sycettidae. Gene Ontology annotation, molecular function: calcium ion binding; calmodulin binding; calmodulin-dependent protein phosphatase activity. The record is from RefSeq and is a predicted model, not a curated record.